AUGCGUCAACGCUCAUCUACUUUCCUCAAUGGCGAUCGUCAAAGUUCAUGUAGUGAACAUGACCAAACGACAACCAGCCGGAGAAGAGUAAGCUUCGAUCUGUCACACAACGUGGUCCAUAUUCUACCCACCCUAGAAGAGUGCCGCAAAGAAGCAUCACGUCGUGGUCAUGAACAAUGGGAACGAAAACAACUAAGUCAAGAGAUGCUCAACGACAUGAUCAUUGCUGAAAUCCAGCAAGAGUGUACUCGGUCCAUGGCUGAGGAGACAUCAUCAGAGGAAGAGGUACAACAUCAAUCACUCAAAAGUUGUUUGAAGCGACCGCCACCACCUUCUUCUUCUACUCAAGCUUCAUCACCGCAUCAUCAUUCCCACAAGAAGAAUAAGAAAAAGAGCAAAAGGAGUACCAAGCGAACCAGUAAACAUCAUGGCUGCAACACGGAAGCACGGGGUCAAUCGUUUUUACCGUCACCCAACAUGGCUAUGUGUUAA
This is a messenger RNA of Lichtheimia ornata, 492 nucleotides long. RefSeq lists its product as uncharacterized. Lineage: Eukaryota; Fungi; Mucoromycota; Mucoromycetes; Mucorales; Lichtheimiaceae. Bases 1 to 492 code for a protein of 163 amino acids. The record is from RefSeq and is a predicted model, not a curated record. The transcript is spliced from 3 exons.